Amborella trichopoda is the source of this 1178-nucleotide messenger RNA. RefSeq names its product putative tocopherol O-methyltransferase, chloroplastic. Gene Ontology annotation, molecular function: S-adenosylmethionine-dependent methyltransferase activity. The record is from RefSeq and is a predicted model, not a curated record. Gene Ontology annotation, biological process: methylation. NCBI's taxonomy places the organism in Eukaryota, Viridiplantae, Streptophyta, Magnoliopsida, Amborellales, Amborellaceae.
CAGCCAUCAUAAAAGAGGCUCUCCUCUCUCCUUCAGUCCGGCACUCCAACGCGCACCGCCAUGUUUGCUCUCAUCUCUUCCCUAUUCGCGACAAUAGCAUGGCGAGCCAGACUCGGGUUCCAGGCACCUGCCGACGACUCCACACUCCUGUGGAGGGAAUUAUGGCGGGAUCAUUUUCACCAUGGCUACUACGACACACAUGCCACCCCCUCAUUGGCCGACCACCGCCUCUCCCAAACUCGGACGAUAGAUGAGGCUCUCGCUUUUGCUGGCAUAACCGAUGAUGAGUCAACGUGGCCAAGGACUGUAAUAGAUGUUGGGUGUGGGGUUGGGGGCAGUGCAAGAUAUAUCGCUAAAAAGUUGGGGGCGAAAUGUGAAGGUAUCACUGUUGACCCAAAUCAGGUUAAGAUCGCUAAUGACCUUGCCCUUGCUCAAGGCCUCGCAGACAAGGCCACUUUCCAUGUUGCUGAUGCAAUGGAUCAGCCUUUUGCCGAUGGGCAGUUUGACUUGGUUUGGGUUAUGGAGAGUGGUGAGCACAUGCCUGAUAGGAAAAAGUUUAUGAGCGAGUUGGUCAGAGUGGUGGCCCCUGGAGGCACCAUUAUCAUUGCGAGUUGGUGUCACAGGGAUCUGUCUCCUGAUGAAAAGUCGUUGCGUCCUGACGAGCUACAUAUCUUGAAUCGAGCGUGCAAUGCUUAUGAAAUUCCUGCCUGGUGUUCAAUGGCUGAUUACAUCAACUUGGCCCAGUCCUUUUCUCUCCAGGAUAUCAAAACAGCUGACUGGUCCGAUAACAUAGCCCCGUUCUGGCCAGUAAUUUUACGCUCCUCCUUCACUUUUGAUGGCCUCACCUCGCUCUUUAAAUCUGGAUGGAAAACCAUUAAACUUAUCCUUGGAUUGAGUGUGCUGAAAGAGGGUUACGACAAGAAGCUAAUCAAAUUCGCAAUUAUGACAUGUCGAAAACCCGAGUGAACACCAACAGCAGCUUGCCGGAGUGAACACCAACAGCAGCUUGCCGGAGUGCACACCAACAGCAGAGAAGAUCAGAAAAGAACCAUCGUUGUCAGCUAUUUUGAAUUUUUCGAACUCUAGGGUCUCUGCUUUCGCUUCAAGGUGUACUACAAUAAGCCACAUUGUCUAUAUUCAAAUGAUCGUGGGAAUUUCCAGUUUUCAUUACAAAAUUU